AAGAACAUAGAUAGCAUACUGAAAUAUUUAGAGGACGGAUUUGUGCGCAGGCCGGAUGGCCUUUUGGAAACACAGAUAUCAUUGUUUCCCAAUCUUAGGCCUCCUGCCUCUCCUCCUUCUCUUGCACGCUGUCGCCAUUCGCGUCCCCACGCCUUCUUCCCCUUCCUUUCGUGAGGCUCCCGCCUUUCGCAAUGGCGACUCAUGCACCUCCUCUCACCAUAACAGCAGUACCGCCAUCCACAUUGUCAUGCCAUUGGACACCAAUUACAUACGAGGUACAAUGGCUGCCAUAUUAUCCAUUUUGCAGCACUCCACCUGCCCUGAGAACGCCUUCUUUCAUUUUCUCACCAUCAACUCCGACCCCCAGAUUCUUUCCAUAAUCAAAUCCACCUUCCCUUACCUCGCCUUCACAAUGUACCGUUUCGACCCUAACCGUGUCCGAGGCAAGAUUUCCAAGUCCAUAAGGCAAGCCUUGGAUCAGCCCCUGAAUUACGCCAGGAUUUACAUAUCCGACAUUCUCCCACAGGGUGUGGGGCGUGCCAUAUAUCUAGACUCUGACAUCAUUGUGGUGGACGAUGUGGCUAAGCUCUGGGCUGUGGACAUGGAGGACAAAGUGCUGGCGGCACCCGAAUACUGCCAGGCCAAUUUCAGCAGCUAUUUCACAGACCAAGCGUUCUGGUCGGACCCGGUGUUGGCCCGCACAUUCAAGGGGCGCCGACCAUGUUAUUUCAACACGGGGGUGAUGGUGGUGGACGUGGACAAGUGGAGAAAAGGAGGGUAUACGGAGAAGGUGGAGGAAUGGAUGAGGAUACAAAAGCACAAGAGGAUAUAUCACUUGGGGUCUUUGCCGCCUAUCCUAUUGGUUUUUGCUGGUAACAUUAAGGCGGUGGAUCACAGGUGGAACCAGCACGGAUUAGGCGGCGACAACUUAGAAGGGAAAUGCAGAGGGCUCCAUCCUGGACCUAUUAGCCUGCUGCAUUGGAGCGGUAAGGGGAAGCCGUGGUUGCGCAUGGAUGCUAGGAAGCCCUGCUCCGUUGAUCUACUGUGGGCCCCCUACGAUCUCUACCGUUCCUCUACGGUGCUUGCCUUGGAGGACUAGUAGUGAAUAGUGAAUGCAAACAAACAAUACUUACUACUACUUAAUUAGUCAGUUAGCACAAGGGUUGAUAUGAUUAUUAUAGGAAGAAAGAAAACUACAACUACUUAUUAAUUAGGAAUUAAUUGCAUGUCUGUGUGUGCAUGUAGACCAGAUAAGCACCAAUCAAAUCUCAACUGUGAAUUUUUGUGACAA
Molecule: messenger RNA, 1291 nt
Organism: Ipomoea triloba (trilobed morning glory)
Lineage: Eukaryota; Viridiplantae; Streptophyta; Magnoliopsida; Solanales; Convolvulaceae
Product: probable galacturonosyltransferase-like 4
Exons: 1
Coding region: 56-1099 (347 amino acids)
Cellular component (GO): Golgi apparatus
Molecular function (GO): glycosyltransferase activity
Source: RefSeq, a predicted model, not a curated record